Molecule: messenger RNA, 991 nt
Organism: Musa acuminata subsp. malaccensis (wild Malaysian banana)
Lineage: Eukaryota; Viridiplantae; Streptophyta; Magnoliopsida; Zingiberales; Musaceae
Product: NDR1/HIN1-like protein 13
Cellular component (GO): plasma membrane
Source: RefSeq, a predicted model, not a curated record
CCUCAAGAAACCAUCUCACCCCAUUACUUCUUCCCAAGGUGUUUCUCCCCCACACUCCUCCGCAGAUGCCUCCUCAUCGCAGCUCCCCUUACGGCCUCCGACCUCCUAAGUCAGCCACCACCACACCCAUGAAACCAGGGUCACCGGCGCUGCAGGCGCCACCGUUGUCGGAGUUCUACGACUCACGAACGAGGAUGCAACGCCUCCUCCAACCUCGCCACAAAACGAGCCCCUUGAUAUGGUGUGGUGCAGUCGUGUGCGUCGUCUUCAGUCUUCUCCUCAUCCUCGCGGGGGUCAUCACGCUCAUCAUCUUCCUCGUCGUCAAGCCGAGGAACCCCUCGCUGGAUCUGACCGCCGCAAGCCUUAACACCAUCUACAUCGACUCCUCCACGUACCUAAAUAGCGACUUCACCUUCCUCGCCAACUUCUCCAACCCAAACCACAAGAUAGACUUCACGUUCGAGUACUUGGGCGUGGAGCUGUACUUCCACGACCGGAUCAUCGCGGUCCAGGCGGUGCAGCCUUUCGCUCAGCGGACAGGCGAGUCGAGGCUGGAGUCGGUGCACAUGGUAUCCAGCGAGGUGCCCCUUCCACCUGGCCUUGCCCUCCAGCUGCAGCAGCAGGUGAGAAGCAACAGUGUCGUGUACAGUAUUAGGGGAACCUUCAAGGUGAAGGCAAGUCUGGGCGCAGGCCACUUCUCUUACUGGAUCUACCCUCGCUGCGACGUUGAGCUGAGUGCUCCUCCAAAUGGGGUGCUGGUGGCAAAACGUUGCAGAAUGAAGUCUUGAAGAUUAUACAUGCAUAGUUCCUUCUUCUUCUUCUUCUUCUCCUGGUCUCUCAUGCAUUGGUUUUGAUCAAACAUACGCACACUUGAUGAUGAUUGCACUGAAGUCAGGUACCUUUUUUUCUUGACCUGAAUGAUGUAGUCAGAGCAUGAACAUUCAUUUCUUGUUCAUAAUAGUUUUGCCAUUGAAGAACAAAUCUUUGUUUA